UGGUCUUCUCUGCAGUGAAAGAUCAGGUGAAGAAGGGUCCAGAGAGAAAGAUUCUCACCCCGACAACUCAAUCUAUUCUUGUAAUCCCUUUUCCCUACCACCACCACCACCACCAUUCCCACUCCUCUGGACCCCACCACCAUUAUCCCACUAACACUUUCUGAUCCUCCUUUUUUCUAUAUUAACCUCCUCUGCUCUUCCCUCUUACUUUCUUCUUCCAUUUCCUCUUCAAAACAUUCACUGGCUGAGCCAGUCAUGGAGGAGCAGCAGCAGCACGGCAGCGGCGGCGGCGGCGGUGGGAGUGGUGAGUAUGACAGUGCUGCUCCUUCCAUUCAUGUUCUUUCUGUUGAUGACUGCUUUCUUGACAGAAAAGUUGUUGAGAGGCACCUCAAGAAAGCAGCUUUUAAAGUUACUAGUGUUGAUAGUGGCAAAAAAGCAAUGGAAGUUCUUGGUUUGUGUCAAGAUAAAGUUGACACACCUUCUACUUAUAAUGACCAAAGGAUUGACAUAAUCCUUACUGACUAUUGUAUGCCUGAGAUGAAUGGAUAUGACCUUCUCAUGGCGGUGAAGGAGAAUAGCCAUGUGAAAUCCAUUCCUGUUGUGAUAAUAUCAUCUGAAUAUGAUCCGCAGAGAAUCAGCAGAUGUCUUGCAAAUGGCGCUGAAGAUUUCCUUCAAAAACCACUUCAACAAAAAGAUUUGCAGAAGUUGAGAAGCUAUGUUAAGCCGGUUCCCCCUGUAUCCAAAACAGGUACGAAAAGGAAAGUUAAAAUGGACUUAAUACCAGAAAGCGGAACAGCAGAAAGGCGACCCCGCAUUGCUGGAGUUGCUGUGGCCUAAUGCUGCGACAGGUUUACUUCCUCUCCCUAAUUUCUUCGUCUCUCUCGCGAUGACAGCGGGUUACAGGCAAUCACGACACUUUCUGGUAUCAGCAAUGAGUUGUUUGGUGUUGUUCGGAGGGAUCGGAUGUUGUGAGGUAAAAAUACAGCAGCCAUGUUUAUAGAAUAGGCCUUGAGUUGAGUCCUUUCAAAUGAAUGUACUUUCUGUUAAUAAUUGUGAAAGUAAUCCUUAUUAUGAAGAGAUUCUUAGGUAGACUCAGUAUAUCACGUCAUCUGCGAACUAAACCUAUCACAUUAUCACUAUUCUCCUUAUUAUGAAUGUUUGCAAAUUCUUGUC
This is a messenger RNA of Mercurialis annua (annual mercury), 1173 nucleotides long. Its product is annotated as two-component response regulator ORR3-like. Lineage: Eukaryota; Viridiplantae; Streptophyta; Magnoliopsida; Malpighiales; Euphorbiaceae. Bases 256 to 837 code for a protein of 193 amino acids. Gene Ontology annotation, biological process: phosphorelay signal transduction system; cytokinin-activated signaling pathway. The transcript has 5 exons. The record is from RefSeq and is a predicted model, not a curated record.